AAAAAAAUAUACAGAUAUUUUAGAUACUUUUUUUGAAUGAAUUAGGAUUAACUUAAUUAGUUGAUAUUAAAUAAGAAAGAACUCAAGAAAAAAAAAGAAGAAUAGCAAUAAAAUGAAAAAAAAAUAAAGUAGAGAAUCUGCUCAAACAAUAAUGCCAAGAAAAAACUUAAUAUUAAUAAUUUUAAUAAGCCUAAUAAAAAAUAAUAAUAAUAAAGUAGAUAUUAAAAAAGGUUAGAAGGUAAAGGCAAAAGAAACUUUAGUAUACAACAUAUAAAGUUGAUAAAGAAAAGUGAGAGAAAUAUAAUUAUUUUGAGAAUGUGAGAAAUAAGAUAUAAGAAAAGAGAAACAAAAAAUCUAAAAAGAAC
Molecule: messenger RNA, 365 nt
Organism: Paramecium sonneborni
Lineage: Eukaryota; Ciliophora; Oligohymenophorea; Peniculida; Parameciidae
Source: the annotation of a GenBank genome assembly